AUUUAGCCAGCGUGCAAAAGAGGAAAUUAAACAAAUUGCAUCUAAAGGAAAUGAAAUUCAGAAACAAAUGGCAGAGAAGCUCUUGCAAACAAUCAAUCUGAUCAAUGAAACUGUUGGAGACGCUAUAUCUGAUCUGCUCCUUGUUGAAGUUAUACUUUCUGAACUUGAUUGGAGUGUUGAUGAUUGGAAUGCCAUGUAUACUGAUUAUCCUAACAAGCAGAUGAAAGUCAAAGUGCCUGAUCGUCAAGCUAUUGUUACUACAAAUGCAGAAAGAACGUGCGUGAAACCUGCUGGCUUACAAGCAAGUAUUGAUUCUGCUGUAGGUCAAUAUUCAAAAGCUAGAGCUUUUGUUAGGCCAUCUGGUACUGAAGAUAUUGUUAGAGUUUAUGCUGAAGCGGAAACUCAGGAGGAUGCUAUCGCUUUAGCUGAAAAAGUUUGUUCCUUAGUGAAGAAAUUCACAUCUGAUUAAUGUAAAUAAUUUUUAACAGAAAAUAUUAAAUAUUUUUUUACUUAC
Uloborus diversus is the source of this 514-nucleotide messenger RNA. RefSeq lists its product as uncharacterized. The record is from RefSeq and is a predicted model, not a curated record. Gene Ontology annotation, biological process: UDP-N-acetylglucosamine biosynthetic process. Gene Ontology annotation, molecular function: phosphoacetylglucosamine mutase activity. The transcript is spliced from 6 exons. The coding region runs from base 68 to 469 and encodes 133 amino acids. NCBI's taxonomy places the organism in Eukaryota, Metazoa, Arthropoda, Arachnida, Araneae, Uloboridae.